AUGAUAGCAUCGGAGAAAAGGGUUUCUUUGUUUGGAAACAAUGUUGAUCGCAUAGAUGCAUCAUUUUCAUCUUACAUGAACGAAAACCCUACGGUGCUCAAGCUUACUCUCCCAAGUACUCAAAAAAAGAAAGUAGAAGAUGGAGAAAUCGGGAUUUUCGGGGCCGAAAAAUACUUCAAAGGAGCCAUGGAUGAACAACUUCCAAGAACUCCUCACUCCAUCAACCCUCCAAACCAUCAUCCAAAGGGAAAAAUAGUAAAAGACGACGAAGAACCAACUAAACCAAAAACCGGAUCCGCAACUCCAAGUGUUCGGUCUGAAUCCAGUUGGAAUAGCCGAACCGGUCUUUUGGUUAACAAUGGUAACCGAAGGAUUCCCAAGUCUCAAAAGGAGAAACCCACCCGUGUAAAGAGUUUACUAAACUCCCUUGGUUGCAACUGCAAUGACAAGGCGUCAGUUAAAAUUACUGAAAAGAAAGUUCUUGUUAAAGAACUCCCGAAACCGUCAGCGAAAUUCGCUGGCGGUUUCACUGACGACAAAGCGAACACGAAGAAAGAAGAUUCCUUCGUGUUCCCUGUCUUGAACGCUUUCCCACCCGCCAAAACCAGCACACCACCGGAAGUCGAAGAAGGUGACAUCACUCAUGUGAAAACAAGAAGAAACUCAUCGGAAGCCUUCGGUUCACCGGUUUUGGAAAAGGGGAAGAAAUCAUUUAGCUUGGAGAGGAAGUUAACUAUGUUGAAUUGGGAUGGAGUGACACCGAGAGCCGAAAACAUCGGGGAAAACAACGAUGCGGGAAGUGACGCGAGCUCGGAUUUAUUUGAAAUCGAAAGCUUUUCAACUAAUGGGAAUAACUCGUUUCUUGCACGACAAGUUUCAAAUGGGAGGUCAAGCAAUGCAACACUUCCAAACGGGUACGCCCCGAGUGAGGCCAGCAUUGCAUGGAGUGUUGUCACCGCCAGUGUGACAGGAUUCUCGAUUAUAUCCGAUUACGAGGACACCACACGGACUAAUUCAAAGACUCAUAUGGAACGAGUGAUUAAAGGAACCGGGAUUCUUUCCGGUUGUACAAAUCAUAAAUCCGUUAGAGUCGCCGGAGAACGCGUGGUGGUUAGUGGCGGUGACAAGGCGGCGGUUACAGGCGGCACAAAGGGCCGGUUGGAUUCUGUCGGGACGAUUAUGAAAUUUCAAACGGAGAGCAAGCCGACGCGUGCUUCACACCACAUGUACAUUCAACAGCAAUAG
Lactuca virosa is the source of this 1245-nucleotide messenger RNA. NCBI's taxonomy places the organism in Eukaryota, Viridiplantae, Streptophyta, Magnoliopsida, Asterales, Asteraceae. The record is from the annotation of a GenBank genome assembly.